Rhineura floridana is the source of this 892-nucleotide messenger RNA. It is a transcript of the gene NME5, whose product is annotated as NME/NM23 family member 5. The record is from RefSeq and is a predicted model, not a curated record. Bases 160 to 795 code for a protein of 211 amino acids. NCBI's taxonomy places the organism in Eukaryota, Metazoa, Chordata, Lepidosauria, Squamata, Rhineuridae. Gene Ontology annotation, biological process: negative regulation of oxidative stress-induced intrinsic apoptotic signaling pathway; spermatid differentiation; CTP biosynthetic process. The transcript is spliced from 6 exons. Gene Ontology annotation, molecular function: nucleoside diphosphate kinase activity.
UUGCCAGGCAACCGUAUAUGGGGUUUGGUGGCCUCGUUAGCAGGUUUGUAGAUAAGACUCCUCGCGGGUCGGAGUGAUGUCUGUGUGGCGGCGGGGAAGGAGAAAGAACUCUGGGAUCUCCUAACUGGUGAGAGAAGAGGACGAAUUUUAACUGCCAAAAUGCUGAUGUUAAUGCCCAGUCCACAGAUUUAUGUUGAAAGAACCCUGGCAAUCAUUAAACCAGAUAUCAUCAACAAAGAAGUAGAAAUAGAAGAUGUCAUUCUCAGAUCAGGAUUCACCAUUGUUCAGAAACGAAAGCUCCAACUAAGCCCAGAGCAGUGUAGUAACUUCUAUGUAGAACAGUAUGGAAAAAUGUUCUUUCCUAACUUGACAGCUUAUAUGAGUUCUGGGCCUUUAGUUGCGAUGGUUCUUGCUCGGCAUAAAGCUAUCUCAUACUGGAAGGAGCUGCUUGGACCCUCAAGUAGCAUAGUAGCUAAGGAAACGUAUCCUGACAGCUUAAGAGCAAUCUAUGGAACAGAUGAUCUAAGAAAUGGACUUCAUGGCAGUAUUAACUUUUCCUCAGCUGAAAGGGAGAUCCGGUUCAUGUUUCCUGAAGUGAUUAUUGAACCUAUCCCUGUUGGACAAGCUGCUAAAGAUUACCUGAACCUUUAUGUCACUCCUACACUGCUGAAAGGACUUACAGAACUGUGUAAGAGGAAACCAGCAGAUCCUUUCAGUUGGCUGGCUGAUUGGCUAAUUGAACAUAAUCCCAACACGCCUAGAUUGCGGCAUAAUGUGAUUGUAGAGGAACCUUAAAGAGGAAAACUCAGUUGCAAGAUGUUAACACUCAUGGAAAAACUUUCAGUUAAAAAUCUAAUGAUUUUGAUUUCACUGUCUGUCUCUUGCAUUUCUU